AUGUUAGGAAGCCGAGAUCAUGCUAAGCGAAGGCGUAAAGCCACAGUUACCAGUAACCGGUCUACCGGAUCCUACUCCGACGAGCCCACUUCACCGGAUAGCCUACCAGCGCUCCGGCAGUCGACAAGCAAUUCGACCAAUCCGACACCGAGUGCGCCGGGCACUCCUUUCCAGUCUCCAGCCGGAUCUUUCAGUCCAAACUUCUCUUACGAGGACGCGGUCGACUUAUUGCCCACCGUCAGCGAGCUCAACAGUCCACCACGCGAGCAAGGCACACCUCGAUCCAGGGCUGGUAGUCGUCGUGGAAGCUCGUUCUCAGAAAAGCUCCGUAAUAGACUCCUCGAUCCGUCUGUUGGUGGCGAGCUUCAUGGGUCUAAGCCCAAGGUCAAACAUCCCGACGUCCUAGAGAAGGAGAGCACAUCAAAGCUCCUCAAAUUCUGGAAUCUAGUGCACGGCAACGACGAGUCCAGCAAUUCACUUCCGAGUAUCUCUGAGGAUACAGGGCGACCUGCUCCAUCCCCACAACCGGUAAGCCGUGGUGAGCGUUUCCUCUCGCAUUUCGGGUUGAGGAAGUCUUCCGGCAGGAUGGAUGGAUCACGGCUUGCACCCGCGGCGUAUGGGGCGCCAAAACGAUCGGCACAGAUGCAGGAUGCACGAGACAUGUAUCAAACGGUGGUGAGAAAUGCUGAGCGAGCGGGAGUGGAUGUGCCUCCUUACGAUUUCCUCGAGCUCAUUGGUAAAGGAGCUUUCGGACGAGUGUAUAAGUGCAAGAAGCGCGGUACUGGUGUACUAGUGGCGAUCAAGAUCAUCAUGAUCGACGAUUCUGACUUCCAGGAACACGUCGCGGAGAAAGACCUUGGUAUUAGUGCCUUUCGGAAAGAAGUCGAUAUCCUUCAGCAACUGAAGGACAAGAAGGCGAAGAACAUCAACAUGAUUCACGACGCUUUCGAUAUUCACUCCCAGUUGUGGAUUGUUAGCGAUUACUGUACAGGCGGCAGCAUACGGACCUUGAUGAGGGCGAAUCCGCGGCAAGGUUUCGAGGAGCACUAUAUCAUACCAAUCGCGCGGGAGCUCGCAGUGGCGAUGAAAGCAGUGCAUGAAAUCGGUGUCAUCCAUCGCGACAUCAAAUGCGCGAAUGUCUAUGUUAACGAGGAAGGCGAGAUUCAAUUGGGCGACUUCGGUAUUGUAGGCAUGGUGGAGGAAGACACAUCCUCAAAGCGAAGGACUAUUAUCGGCACACCACAUUAUCUACCUAUGGAGAUGCACACGACUGCUAUGCAGACAGCCGAAGCUUACGGCAUGGAGAUCGACAUAUGGGCAUUCGGCGUCACUCUAUAUGAGAUGGCGGCAGGACACCCGCCUUACUCAAAUGUUCAACCAAACCGCUUGGCGGAGGCACUCUCGACAGCUCCACGACUAGAAGGUGGCAAUUAUUCUGAUGGCCUUCGGGACUUUGUCGCUUUCUGCUUGAACAGCGACCCGAAAGCACGACCCUCCGCCGACGAGGUGCUGAUGCAUCCAUAUAUCGCCGGCACUGAGCACAAGUACCCGACCAAGAAUCUGGUCAAGCUCAUCGAACGAUAUGCGGUGUGGGAGUUUGGUGGUGGACAGCGACAGUCACUUUUCUUCGCCGGUGGCGCGGCAGCCCCUGUCGUGCCUACCGACGAGCCAGAGGAAGAUGAGCAUGACGAUGCGCUGGACUGGAACUUCAGCACAUCCGACACCUUCAACGAGGAGUUUGGACGGCGCUACAGCCAGAUGUUUGCAACUCAAGAAUUUGCCAAUGAAGAUUUUGAUGUGCCGGCGGGAGCUGGGUUGCCACCACUCGUGACCAAGGAUCUAUCUCGCUUCGAAGAGAUGGAAAGAGAAUUCAAGGAGCUGAGCGCAAAUCGUGGCGAGCGCUCCCUGGAUCGUCUCUUCAACCCGGAGCAGAAGCCAUACGAAUUGCACACGCCUGUCGACGACGAUAAUGAGCCUCUGUCUGAUCUGCCUCUUCGUAACUUUCCCGGUACAGCCCCCACACGGGAGAGUAUGAUCGAUCUUGACAGUGCUGCAACGAUGGACCUGAACGUUCCAGCAUUCAACUUCGAUUUCGGCGAUGUACCUACGCUCAGGGCUCGCAACUCACGGUCUACGGGACGGCAUGAGAAUGACGAUGAAUCAUUCGACUACGGUGCGAACGAAAGAGAUGAUCGUCGCGCGACUCGGGACUGGAAGUUUCCAGCGGCAGCUUCAGCGGCAGAGGAGAAGAAACGUGCGACCAUGGACUGGAGCUUUUCGACAGCUCAGCCGACUGAGCCAGAUGAGCCAGAUGUGUCGAUGCACCUGCCACCUACCGGAGCAGAUGGACUUGCUGCAGGCUUUCGACCAACGCUCAGACAUAUGGCUACAGAACCCUUGGGGAAGUUCGGAGAUCACAUGCACCCUACACAGCCUCUGCAGCCUUUGAUGGAAGGGUCAUCCUCGCCAGUCAGAGAUUCUAUGGCUUCGAUGAUUGAUUUGGACAUGGGCUUAGCAGAUCCAGGCGAGAUCGUCCGACCAUCUACGGCCAGCUCAACUACAGGAUCAGUCAUGACGGAUAUCACCUCUGGCAAUCCUUUCGACCUCGAAGAAGACCCCGAGCAGAACGAGAUUGACCGCAAUCGCUUCUCCUUCCACAAGCAGUGGCAGAGCGAAGGCGGAAAUCUGCGUCGAAGAAGUCACAAGCAUAUGCAGAUGCACUCUCGUGGUAGCAGUCUGACGAGCACAGACUCCGAACUCGAUCGAAGGAUGUCACAGACUUCCCAGCCACGCGUAGACGAUGUCUUCGAUUUCGACUAUAGCCGGAGUCUGAAUGAUGCCGUGCGCAAUGGCAUGGGCGGGAUACAGAUACCGGAGAGUGAAACGAGCAUGAAUCACUGGCCGGAUUUUGGUCAGAACUCGGGUCUGGACGAGAGUCCGCAGUAUAUUGCUCACCAUAUCCCACACAUGGGCGAGCAAGACUAUCCUCUGCAGCAAGGUCUUCGCACCACGAAUGGUUUUGCCUCGCAUACAUCGGUAGCCAGUCGGGACCGCCAGCGCUCGGGUCGUGGCGCGCAGAAGGAACUCGAAUUUCCUGAGCCCGUGGCGCCACACCCGGAUGCGUUAUUGGAGGACGCAGAUCCGAAUGUUAUGGUGAGCGAGAUGGAUCGGUUGCUGGACGAUUUUAGUGCGAGUCUGAGUGCUACACGCAGGGCUUUGAGGGCGCAUACGGGUGUGCGAGAUGAUGAGAUGGAGAAUGAUGAUUUGGGCGAGGAGAACGAGACGGAUAGUGGGGUGGAGAGUAGUAGUGCCGCGCCGACUGGGGAUGAGGGAGGGUUUUGA
Molecule: messenger RNA, 3342 nt
Organism: Recurvomyces mirabilis
Lineage: Eukaryota; Fungi; Ascomycota; Dothideomycetes; Mycosphaerellales; Teratosphaeriaceae
Exons: 3
Coding region: 1-3342 (1113 amino acids)
Biological process (GO): protein phosphorylation
Cellular component (GO): cytoplasm
Molecular function (GO): protein serine/threonine kinase activity; ATP binding
Source: RefSeq, a predicted model, not a curated record